Molecule: messenger RNA, 1952 nt
Organism: Stegostoma tigrinum
Lineage: Eukaryota; Metazoa; Chordata; Chondrichthyes; Orectolobiformes; Stegostomatidae
Product: UDP-glucose:glycoprotein glucosyltransferase 1-like
Exons: 16
Cellular component (GO): endoplasmic reticulum
Molecular function (GO): UDP-glucose:glycoprotein glucosyltransferase activity
Source: RefSeq, a predicted model, not a curated record
UUUGUCAGUGGAAGUGACCUGCUCAUGAAGGUAGAUGCACUUUUAUCAUCAAUGCCAAAAAUGGAAUCCCGGAAGGAUGUCAAGUUUCUUCAAAAUCAGUUGAGUGUGGUAAAAAUAAAACCUCAAGAUGGAGUCUUCUAUGAAGUGGUGGCUAUUGUUGAUCCACUAAGCAGGGAGGCACAAAGGAUUGCCCCAUUGCUAUUGGUCUUCAAUCUGGUGAUCAAUAUGAAGAUGAACUUGUUCAUGAACUGCAGGCCCAAACUCUCGGAAUUGCCUUUGAAGAGCUUUUACCGUUACGUGCUAGAGCCUGAAUUGGUCUUCACAGCUGAUAACAAUUUAUCAGCAGGACCCAUAGCCAAAUUUCUCGAAAUGCCAGAAGUACCCUUAUUUACCCUGAACAUGUUUACACCAGAGAGUUGGUUAGUAGAAUCACUACGCAGCCCAUUUGACUUGGACAACAUUCACUUAGAAGAAGUUGAAGGAAUUGUAUCAGCAGAGUAUGAACUGGAGUACAUACUGCUUGAAGGGCAUUGCUUUGAUGUGACCACCGGUCAACCACCCAGAGGAUUACAGUUCACCCUGGGAAUGAAACAUAACCCAGUUAUGGUGGACACUACAGUGAUGGCUAACCUGGGUUACUUUCAGCUAAAAGCAAAUCCUGGCACUUGGUUGCUUCGAAUACGCAAAGGGAGAUGUAGCAAUAUCUACCAGAUAUUUACACAUGAAGGCACAGAUUCUCCUGAUGAUGCGGAUGAUGUUGUUGUAGUGCUGGACAGCUUCAAAAGCAAGAUCCUUAAAGUUCAGGUGAACAAAAAGCCUGAUAAAAUAAACAAAGAUUUUCUCAGCAGUGUGGACACAGAAGACAAAGGGAUCCGGGAGUCAAUCACAAGCUUUACAGGUUUACGGUCUGACCAGACUGAAAAUAAGAAAGAUGAUGUCCUUAACAUUUUCUCUGUUGCGUCAGAACAUCUUUAUGAGCGAUUUAUGAGAAUUAUGAUGCUUUCUGUAUUAAAACACACCAAAUCAGCUGUCAAGUUCUGGUUUUUGAAGGAUUACCUAUCUCCUACUUUCAAAGAGUUCAUUCCAGAAAUGGCGAAUGAAUAUCGAUUCCAGUAUGAACUGGUACAGUACAAGUGGCCGAGGUGGCUCCAUCAGCAAACAGAGAAACAGAGAAUUAUUUGGGGCUACAAGAUCCUUUUUCUCGAUGUCCUCUUCCCAUUAACUGUUAACAAAAUUAUCUUUGUUGAUGCUGACCAGAUUGUGAGAACUGAUUUAAAAGAACUUCUGCGGUUGGAUCUGGAGGGUGCACCCUAUGGAUACACACCAUUUUGUGACAGUCGUAAAGAAAUGGACGGUUACCGCUUCUGGAACUCAGGACACUGGGCCUCUCAUUUGGGAGGCAGAAAAUAUCACACAAGUGCUUUAUAUGUCGUAGAUUUAAAAAGAUUCAGAAAAAUAGCAGCGGGCGAUCGCCUUCGAGGCCAGUACCAAGCACUCAGUCAGGAUCCCAACAGUCUGUCCAAUAUGGAUCAGGACCUGCCCAACAAUAUGAUCCAUCAAGUGGCUAUUAAAUCCCUCCCACAAGAAUGGCUCUGGUGCGAAACAUGGUGCAGUGAAGAAUCCAAAAAGAUGGCUAAAACAAUAGAUCUGUGCAACAACCCCAGGACUAAAGAACCUAAGCUAAAAGCUGCUGUACGAAUUGUACCAGAGUGGAAUGAUUAUGAUAAUGAAAUAAAAAUGUUAUUAAAAAGGCUGGAGGGACACGGAAAGAAGAGGUAUACAAAAUCAAAAUGCCAGUCUCCAGCUUCUGGGCGAGAUGAACUCUAGCAAGUCUCUGAAAUUGUGUUGCGCACUAAACGCGUAAGAACUACAAUUAGAACAAAAACAUGUUACUUUGGUCAUGUAUAGGACUUGAGAAUUUUGAUUACACAAUUGUGUACAGUUUUACAUGC